AUGGCUGGAUGUCAAGGAGUCAAGACAUCUAUGUCACAAUCACCUGCCACUAUUGAAGAGUGGCAGGUGAUCCGUCGGAGCGAAAAGGAUCUUUGCACUUUGACAGAGGCAGAUAUAACUGUGGCAGAGGACAUCGUGAAAGCUCUUCAGCCGAUGAAAAGUGCAACUCUGGUGAUGUCUGGAGAGAACACCGCUACUCUCUCUAUCAUUGCACCAUUGCACGCACAGCUCCUUGAUGAGAUGCGCUCGACUGCCAGUGAUUCGACUGUCAUUAAGGAACUCAAAUCUGCCAUGCAUGACAACUUGAAGUUUAGAUAUGCAAAUCUAAAAGAUAAGCUGUAUGUGGUGUCUGCCCUGGACCCUCGUUUCAAGACUCUUCCUUUCAUCUCUGAAGAGGAACGCGAGGACACAUUCACAACAUUGAUCAGUGAGAUGGUCACUCUGGAGCAAGUUAAGGCACAUGAUCAGCAAGGAUCUGAUAGUGCUGGUAAUGGAGGCAGUGCACCUGUACAGGAGCAAAAAUCCCUUGGUGAAGGUGACCCCUCCCCAGCCCCACCAAAGAGGUCAAAAGAAUCCUGUGCACUGUUGGAUCUGCUUGGGGCAGCCUAUGCACCAGUGGCUAAAGUAGUCAGUGCUACUGCUGCAGACAGGGCACGGGAAGAAGUUGUCAAAUACAGAGAAGUUAUACCUAUACCUCUCUCAGAAGAACCACUUAAGUGGUGGUGUAAGCAUGAAGGAGUGUACCCACUUUUGUCCCUCCAGGCAAAACGCUAUCUUUGUGUUCCAGGGACCAGUGUCCCAGCUGAAAUAAUUUUCUCCACAGCUGGAGACAUUAUUACAGCUCAAAGAAGUUGCCUUCUGCCAGAGCACGUUGACCAACUCCUUUUCUUGCAAAAAAAUUACAGUUUCCAAUGA
Messenger RNA from Sinocyclocheilus grahami, 915 nucleotides. RefSeq names its product zinc finger BED domain-containing protein 1-like. Gene Ontology annotation, biological process: regulation of transcription by RNA polymerase II. The record is from RefSeq and is a predicted model, not a curated record. The transcript has 4 exons. NCBI's taxonomy places the organism in Eukaryota, Metazoa, Chordata, Actinopteri, Cypriniformes, Cyprinidae. Bases 1 to 915 code for a protein of 304 amino acids. Gene Ontology annotation, cellular component: nucleus. Gene Ontology annotation, molecular function: protein dimerization activity.